Molecule: messenger RNA, 1030 nt
Organism: Zingiber officinale
Lineage: Eukaryota; Viridiplantae; Streptophyta; Magnoliopsida; Zingiberales; Zingiberaceae
Product: transmembrane emp24 domain-containing protein p24delta9-like
Exons: 4
Coding region: 115-792 (225 amino acids)
Biological process (GO): intracellular protein transport; Golgi organization; endoplasmic reticulum to Golgi vesicle-mediated transport
Cellular component (GO): Golgi apparatus; endoplasmic reticulum; COPII-coated ER to Golgi transport vesicle
Source: RefSeq, a predicted model, not a curated record
CGAUCAGCCGCCGGUGUUUCCGUAUCUGUCGAUCCCUGCGACCAAGCCCUUUCGGUCUCCGUCGUGUUCCUCUUCGAUCUCAAGGGAAAAGGGAAAGAGCGGAAAGAAAGCGAGAUGGGAGAGCGAGCGACACGGGGAAGGAGAUGCUCCGCCGGCCUCUGCGCUUUCGCGCUCGCCCUCGCGGUGGUGUCUCUCCUCCUCGCGCGGCCCGCCUGCGCGCUGCGGUUCGAGCUCGAAUCGGGCCACACCAAGUGCGUCUCCGAAGACAUCAAGCUCCAUUCCAUGGCAGUUGGCAAGUACUCCGUCGUUAACCCCUACGAAUCCACCCCUCUCCCCGAGUCCCACAAAAUUACCGUCAGGGUCACUUCGCCUUACGGCAAUAGCAUCCACUAUCAGGAUCAGGUGGAAUCGGGCAAUUUUGCCUUCACCGCGAACGAGGAAGGCGACUACUUGGCGUGCUUGUGGGCGCCGUAUCACAAGCCGGCUGUUACCAUGGCGGUGGAGUUCGAGUGGCGGACAGGCCUGGCCGCCAAGGACUGGACCAACGUUGCCAAGAAGGGGCAGAUCGAAGGCAUGGAACUGGAAUUGAAGAAACUGGAAGAUACUGUGAAGUCCAUCCACGAUGAAAUGUUUUAUCUUCGAGAAAGGGAGGAGCAAAUGCAAGACAUGAACAGAUCUACCAACUCAAGGAUGGCUUGGCUAAGCUUCCUUUCACUUGCUGUGUGUGCUUCGGUUGCGGGCUUGCAGUUAUGGCAUUUGAAGACAUUUUUCGAGAGAAAGAAACUGCUCUAAUGACUGAUCCUACUGCAGAAGUUUAGGCCCAAUUUCUGACAUUUAUUUAUACUCAUAUUUGUAUUCAUGAUGAUUAAAAAAUGCAGCUCCGAGAACUUAAUUCAAAGUCCCUUAUUUAAGGUAGGUAAACAGUGAGUAGUUGAUAUCUUAUGGAGGUCAUUUCAUGUUCAAUUUUAGACAUACGUUUUGGAGUUCAUGCUAUUACUUUCAAGGAUAUUUGCGAAUGUUUUUCUUUUUA